Messenger RNA from Sclerotinia sclerotiorum 1980 UF-70, 114 nucleotides. RefSeq lists its product with no specific name. The transcript has a single exon. NCBI's taxonomy places the organism in Eukaryota, Fungi, Ascomycota, Leotiomycetes, Helotiales, Sclerotiniaceae. The record is from RefSeq and is a predicted model, not a curated record. The coding region runs from base 1 to 114 and encodes 37 amino acids.
AUGGAAUUCGUGAUUGGAGGAGAGUUGGCCGCAGUCAGCAGAAAUGGGGGAAAGGGGGGGUGUGGUGUAGCUUCUAGGGAUGAUCGGAAUGAAAGAGUAGCAAGAGCCUUCUAA